Messenger RNA from Octodon degus (degu), 4349 nucleotides. It is a transcript of the gene Scube2, whose product is annotated as signal peptide, CUB domain and EGF like domain containing 2. The transcript has 21 exons. NCBI's taxonomy places the organism in Eukaryota, Metazoa, Chordata, Mammalia, Rodentia, Octodontidae. Gene Ontology annotation, cellular component: cell surface. The record is from RefSeq and is a predicted model, not a curated record. Gene Ontology annotation, biological process: signal transduction. Gene Ontology annotation, molecular function: calcium ion binding. Bases 88 to 2820 code for a protein of 910 amino acids.
GAAUGUGGAAAUGAACUCAAUGGAGGCUGUGUCCAUGACUGUUUGAAUAUUCCAGGCAAUUAUCGCUGUACUUGUUUUGAUGGCUUCAUGUUGGCUCAUGAUGGGCAUAAUUGUCUUGAUGUGGACGAAUGCCUGGAGAACAAUGGCGGCUGCCAGCACACCUGUGUCAACGCCAUGGGGAGCUACGAGUGCCGCUGCAAGGAGGGCUUUUUCCUGAGUGACAAUCAGCACACGUGCAUUCACCGCUCAGAAGAGGGCCUGAGUUGCAUGAAUAAGGAUCAUGGCUGCAGCCACAUCUGCAAGGAGGCCCCCAGGGGCAGCGCCGCCUGCGAGUGUAGACCUGGUUUCGAGCUGGCCAAGAACCAGAGAGACUGCAUCUUGACCUGUAACCAUGGAAACGGUGGGUGUCAGCACUCCUGUGAAGACACAGCUGAAGGCCCGGAGUGUAGCUGCCACGCACAGUACAAGUUGCACACGGAUGGGAGGAGCUGCCUGGAGAGAGAGGACACUGGCCUGGAGGUGACAGAGAGCAAUGCCACAUUGGUGGCAGAUGGGGAUAAGCGAGUGAAACGGAGGCUGCUCAUGGAAACAUGUGCUGUCAACAAUGGAGGUUGUGACCGCACCUGUAAGGACACCUCGACAGGCGUUCACUGCAGUUGUCCAGUCGGCUUCACUCUCCAGUUGGAUGGAAAGACGUGUAAAGAUAUCGAUGAGUGCCAGACCCAAAAUGGAGGUUGUGAUCAUUUCUGCAAAAACACCGUGGGCAGUUUUGACUGCAGCUGCAAAAAAGGAUUCAAAUUAUUAACCGAUGAGAAGUCUUGCCAAGAUGUGGAUGAGUGCUCUUUGGAUAGGACCUGUGACCACAGCUGCCUCAACCACCCUGGCACAUUUGCUUGCGCUUGCGACACAGGGUACACCCUCUAUGGCUUCACCCACUGUGGAGACACCAACGAAUGCAGCGACAACAAUGGCGGCUGUCAGCAGGUCUGUGUGAACACAGUGGGUGACUACGAGUGCCAGUGCCAUCCAGGGUACAAACUCCACUGGAACAAAAAGGACUGUGUGGAAGUGAAGGGGUUCCCGCCCGCUAGCGUGUCACCCCACGUGUCCCUGCUUUGCAGUAAGAGUGGUGGAGGAGACAGGUGCUUCCUAAGAUGUCACUCUGGCAUUCGCCUCUCUUCAGGACUGCAAGAGGCCUACUCUGUCACCUGCGGCUCUCCUCCUCUUAGGAACAAACAGCAAAAGUCAAAUGACUCUGCUUUUGGGGAUGUCGCCACCAUCAGGACAAGUGUAACCUUUAAGCUAAAUGAAGGCAAGUGUAGUUUGAAAAAGGCUGAGCUGUUUCCUGAGGGUCUACGACCAGCACUGCCAGAGAAGCACAGCUCAGUAAAAGAGAGCUUCCACUACGCAAACCUUACAUGCAGCUCUGGCAAGCAAGUCCCGGGAGCCCCUGGUCGACCCAGCGCCCCCAAGGAAAUGUUUCUCACUGUUGAGUUUGAGCGUGAAACUUACCCAAAGGAGGUGACAGCUUCCUGUAAUCUGAGCUGCCUAGCAAAGCGUGCAGAGAAGCGGCUGCGGAAGGCGCUCCGCACACUCAGGAAGGCCACGCACCGGGAGCAGUUUCACCUCCAGCUCUCAGGCAUGGACCUCGAUGUGGCUAAAAAGUCUCCCAGAGCAUCGGAGCGGCAGGCCGAGUCCUGUGGCGUGGGCCAGGGCCAUGUUGAUAACCACUGUGUCAGUUGCAGGGCUGGGACCUAUUAUGAUGGAGCCCAAGAGCGCUGUGUUUUAUGUCCAAAUGGAACCUUCCAAAGUGAGGAGGGACAAGUCACUUGUGAACCAUGCCCAAGACCAGAAAAUCUUGGAGCCCUGAAGACGUCAGAAGCUUGGAACGUGUCUGAAUGUGGAGGUCUGUGCCAACCUGGUGAAUAUUCCGCGGACGGCUUUGCGCCUUGCCAGCUCUGUGCCCUGGGCACAUUCCAGCCGGAAGCGGGCCGUACUUCCUGCUUCCCUUGUGGAGGAGGCCUCCCCACCAAACGUCUGGGAGCUACUUCCUUCCAGGACUGUGAAACCAGAGUUCAGUGCUCCCCUGGACAUUUCUACAAUACCACCACUCACCGGUGUAUCCGAUGCCCAGCCGGGACGUACCAGCCUGAAUUUGGAAAAAAUAACUGUGUUUCCUGCCCAGGAAAUACUACGACUGACUUUGAUGGCUCCACAAACAUAACCCAGUGUAAAAACAGGAGAUGUGGAGGGGAGCUUGGUGACUUCACAGGAUAUAUCGAAUCCCCAAACUACCCAGGCAACUACCCAGCCAACACGGAGUGCACAUGGACCAUCAACCCACCCCCUAAGCGCCGCAUUCUGAUUGUGGUCCCCGAAAUCUUCCUGCCCAUAGAGGAUGACUGUGGAGACUACCUGGUGAUGCGGAAAACUUCUUCAUCCAAUUCGGUGACAACGUAUGAAACCUGCCAGACCUACGAACGCCCCAUCGCCUUCACCUCCAGGUCAAAGAAGCUGUGGAUUCAGUUUAAGUCCAAUGAAGGGAAUAGCGCCAGAGGGUUCCAGGUCCCCUACGUGACCUAUGAUGAAGACUACCAGGAACUCAUAGAAGAUAUAGUUCGAGACGGCAGGCUCUAUGCAUCUGAGAACCAUCAGGAAAUACUGAAGGAUAAGAAACUGAUCAAGGCUCUGUUUGAUGUCUUGGCCCACCCCCAGAACUAUUUCAAGUACACAGCCCAGGAGUCCCGAGAGAUGUUUCCAAGAUCCUUCAUCCGGUUGCUGCGUUCCAAAGUGUCCAGGUUUCUGAGGCCUUACAAAUGAAGCGCCCACGUGCCGCUCAGUACAGACGUUCCACUGUGGGCUGGUAGGACAGAGCCAGCUGCCCUCUGCAAGCCGGGGUGCAGCUCGUCGCUGCCUCCAGUAUCAGUGACUCGCUAGAGUUCAAUUUUAUAGAUAAUACAGCUAUUUUGGUAAACUGAACUUGGUUUUUCUUUGCCACCAUUGUGGAGUGGACUGAACCUGGCUCUGAGCGGCCCUGGCCUCUCACUGCUGGGGACAGACAUCUUGGAGGCAGGGAGGGCUUCCGAGCUGGACUUUAGACAGUGCAGGUGAGACUCACCUGUCCUUCUGGGUUCCCACUCUUGCUCCAGGACUGUGGUAUAGAGGAGACCAUGGAAGGGGUUGCUUUGUCUGAUGCUUCAGCUUCUUCAGUCCCUGUGCAGGCUCUGACCCAGCAGCACAGGCCAGGAGGGAGGUGGGGAGCCCUCCAGGGCCAUCGUCUGCACUGAGACAGGCUAGGUCUCUGGCUCCCCACAGCCUUCCCCACCCCACAUGGUCUGUGUGAUCCCAGGGGCUAGAGUUGUAAGCAGUCAUUUUUUAAGUCAUUAAAAAAUAUUGAAAACAAGGAAUAGGAGAAAAACCUAGGCUCUUCUGCUGACGUGAAGCGUGCAACCUGCUGCCUGCCUUUCUAAUUGCCCUUGGAACCCUUCAGCCAAUGCACAGAACUGGGGCUCAAACCUCUAGACAUAGCCAAGUGCUGCAUUUGGGCUUGAAGCUCGAGUUGGACAUGAUCUCAAGGGGGUUGAAAAUCAUCCACCAUCACAAGAGGGAUAUUCCAACCCCAAGUCAGUACUGCCAAAGGUCCUAUUUUUGCCAGGUGCUUCCUGCCACGGGGGCCAAGGUCCAGAUGAUGCCCAACUGGUCUCUUGGGCUUCCUUCCCCACCCUCCAAGGACAGAGCAGGCUCUGCUUGGAGGAUCUGGGUGGGCAGCGCCGCCAGGGAAGCGCUUGUUGUCUGGUGGCCGUGCCCCUGGCAGGAGCAGCUGUGUACUGCCAUCCCCGUGUCAUCUCACUUUGGUUAGCACAAGGGCACCUCACAAUCAGUCUCUCUGGUAUAAACUUGAAUUUCCAAUGUUACUGAGUUUUCCAACAUUCAAACCCCUAGGCAAAGUCUCAUUAUAAUGGAUUAAAAGAAAUCCUAUCAACAAGCUGCCACUUCCCUAAGGGAAGGACUGACCACGUAGCCACUGUGUCUUGUGAUUUCUAUUUCAAUUCACACAAUCGAUUCUCUACACCAAAGUACUAAAAAAAAGUUUAAGAAGUAUUUUUAAGAAGACAGUCUAUUUCAUUGUUUUUGAACUUGCUUUCCACCUCAGUGGAUUUUUAAAAAAUUCAUUUAAGAACACCAAUGUUUUAAAGUCCUAAUGAGAGUUUUAUUCUUUAUUAGGAAUGCUCCUAAAUGCCCAUUUUCAGGUUUCUCUUCAAAAGUUUAAAUGUCUUCACUAAAAAAUAAAUCACUGAAACAAACAUUUGCAAUUUGUUAUGCUGGAGCUUCUAACUGCAUCUAGCUAU